AUAAUUGCUCAACGAUUUAGUUUUCUUUAGUAGGAAAAUAAUUUUGUUUUUCCCUUGUUAUAAAUAUGAAAGAAGUUGCAUUAUAUUUUUCCAUUCAUAAGUACUAUACUUAUUUCUUUUUAGAUUCCAAUUUGCUUUAUUUCUAUAUAUAUUUUCUUCAAGUUUAAUUAUACAUAUUUUUCUCUAUAAUGGAAGAGGUAGGAAGCAUACUCCACUUUCUUCAAGACAAGACCAUUUUAGUUAUUGGUGCCACUGGUUUUCUUGCAAAAAUAUUUUUGGAGAAGGUACUGAGAGUUCAACCAAAUGUUAAAAAGCUUUUUCUUCUUUUAAGAGCUUCUGAUGACAAAUCUGCAGCUUCUCGUUUGCAGAAUGAGAUAUUAGCAAAGGACUUGUUUAAUUUACUAAAAGAAAAAUUGGGUACAAAUUUCAAGUCCUUUAUUUCUGAAAAGAUAACUCUGGUGGCUGGAGAUAUCAGUUGUGAAGACUUGGGUUUGAAGGAUUCCAUUUUAAGAAAAGAUAUUUUGUCUCAAACAGAUGUCAUUAUUAAUCUAGCUGCAACUACUAACUUCAUGGAAAGGUAUGAUAUCGCAUUGGAUCUAAAUACAUUUGGAGUUAAGCAUGUACUUAACUUCGCCAAAGAAUGUAUCAAAGUUAAAGUGCUUAUUCAUGUAUCAACAGCUUAUGUGUGUGGUGAAGGAAUUGGGUUGAUUCUAGAAAGUCCCUAUGUUUUUGGUGAUUCACUAAAUGGUGUUGCUGGAUUAGACGUGGACGCAGAAAAGAAAUUAAUAACAGAAAAGUUAGGUGAGUUAAGAGACAAAGGAGCCACUGAACGUGAAAUUAAAGGGGCCAUGAGAGACUUAGGCAUGACAAGAGCAAAACUGUAUGGCUGGCCUAACACAUAUGUGUUUACGAAAGCAAUCGGGGAGAUGUUCGUCGAACAAUUGAAAGGAAAUUUAUCUGUUGUUAUUUUCCGACCAGCCAUUGUCACCAGUACAUUGAAAGAACCUUUCCCCGGUUGGGUCGAGGGUGUCAGAACUAUAGACAGUUUGGGUGUUGCUUAUGGAAAAGGAAAACUAUCAUGUUUCCUUGGAGGUCUUGAUUGUGUUGUCGACGCGAUACCUGCUGACAUGGUGGUGAAUGCGAUGCUAGUAGCUAUGGUGGCUCAUGCAAAUCAACCUAGUGAUGAUCAUGCCAUAUACCAUGUAGGUUCCUCCGUCAGAAACCCAUUGAGAUACCUCAAUCUAAAGGAUUAUGGAUUCAGAUAUUUCACAGCAAAACCAUGGAUAAACAAAGAUGGAACCGCGGUUAAGGUUGGAAAAUGUACCGUAUUAACCGACAUGGAUAGUUUCCAAAGAUACGUCUACAUUCGCUACCUUCUCCCGUUACAGGGACUGAAACUGGUGAAUAUAGCACUCUGCCAGUAUUUUCAAGAAACUUAUCUUGAGCUAAACAGGAAGAUCGAAGUUGUGAUGCAGUUGGUGGAACUUUAUAGGCCUUACUUAUUCUUCAAGGGCAUAUUUGAUGAUAUAAACACAGAAAAGUUGCGGUUGGCAGCAAGAGAAGGUGGAACAGAGACAGAUUUAUUUUACUUCGACCCUAAAGAUAUUGAUUGGGAUGAUUACUUUAUGAACACACAUAUCCCUGGUAUUGUCAAGUACAUUUUCAAGUAACACGCCAACAGUUGAUUAAAUUCGAAUUUAUUUUAGAAAGACUGCAUAGCUUUAUUGUGGGUGUGUCUAUCAAAACAAAAUUAUUUAUUAUGUUGCUCAAGGGAUUGUAAUUGAUACUAGCAAGUUGUCAAAUAAGUUUGAAAUUUUAAUUAAUAGUGAUGCCAAAUAUCAUCCUAUGUUUAUAUGUGAUUUCUAUUACAAGUGAUACUUCUUAUUUAUUUCA
This is a messenger RNA of Lathyrus oleraceus (garden pea), 1893 nucleotides long. Its product is annotated as fatty acyl-CoA reductase 3. Gene Ontology annotation, cellular component: intracellular membrane-bounded organelle. Gene Ontology annotation, biological process: long-chain fatty-acyl-CoA metabolic process; suberin biosynthetic process. NCBI's taxonomy places the organism in Eukaryota, Viridiplantae, Streptophyta, Magnoliopsida, Fabales, Fabaceae. The transcript has 10 exons. Bases 189 to 1670 code for a protein of 493 amino acids. Gene Ontology annotation, molecular function: alcohol-forming very long-chain fatty acyl-CoA reductase (NADP+) activity. The record is from RefSeq and is a predicted model, not a curated record.